Molecule: messenger RNA, 7186 nt
Organism: Oncorhynchus kisutch (coho salmon)
Lineage: Eukaryota; Metazoa; Chordata; Actinopteri; Salmoniformes; Salmonidae
Product: adhesion G protein-coupled receptor B1
Exons: 30
Coding region: 642-5387 (1581 amino acids)
Biological process (GO): negative regulation of angiogenesis; cell surface receptor signaling pathway; engulfment of apoptotic cell
Cellular component (GO): dendrite; plasma membrane; postsynaptic density
Molecular function (GO): G protein-coupled receptor activity
Source: RefSeq, a predicted model, not a curated record
GCAGUGCAAGAACCACAAGCAGGACUACGAAGCCGGGAGUAAAAGUACCAACAAUAUAUUGGAGCUCAUAAAGGAAAGACAAGAAGACAUAUUCUGCUUUCAGGACUUUUUGGAGAUCCAAUAUACAAUCAAUUCGAAAUGUGGCUAUAGUCAGUUUAUCUGGAUAUAGCAACAGAGAAAAGUUGGUAGUACACUCUUUGGAGUUUGGUCAGAGUCGUUUAAUUUGACAUUUGCUUGUGGAAGUGGACACUGCUCUAGAACUUGGGAUCGAUCCGACACAGUCGGGUCUGGACUUGCCAUUUACAGUUUCUGCUGUCGCCCCUUGCUGAACGUUUUGGCCCGAACAUUCUUCGAUGACAACAUGAAGACUUCGAAAGUUGCUUCCUGAAUCCAGCUCGAGUAAUUGUGGACCUUUGAAUGGAGAGUGUGCACUAAUAGAACGUUCGUAAGACACAUCUUUGACACAUGACUGUCUGUCUGUCCCACUGAAGCCUUUGAGCCCCAUCUAAUUCCUCAGAGACUAAACCAACAAGGACCAAGCAACCGAAGUCACAUUGCAACAAAUUGCAUAAAUAGAGGAGAGAGAAAAGAGUGAAAUCGAUUUGUGUCUCCUCGAAACAUCCUCUCAAAGCGACCACACAAUGACGUGGUCACCUCCCCAGUCCGGGCCCUUUGUGGCACUUUUGGCCCUUCUUUUCCUCGGUUUGACUUCCAGCGUCCCUUCCGGCCCAGCCUCUGAUACCUGCGCCUCCCUGGAGCAGAGCCGCUUCUUCGGGCUGUUCUCUUCGACCGCCAACCUGCCCUCCACGCCGUGCUCCUGGACCCUGCAGAACCCAGACCCUCGCCGCUACACCGUCUACAUGAAGAUCACCAAGCCCACCGACUCCUGCCUGCCCCGCCAGGUCAAAACCUUCCAGUUCGACUCCUUCAUCGAGACCUCUCGCACCUACCUGGGUAUGGAGAGCUUUGAUGAAGUCGUCAGAUUGUGCGACGCUUCAACUUCUGUAACCUACCUGGAGUCCAGCAAGCAGUUCCUGCAGCUCCGCAAGGUGGCGCCAAGACACGGCCUGGAGAUUGUGGAGGGAGAGAGCAGCGGUGAGUUCAAGGCCGAGUUCCUGGUGGUGGGCAAGAGGAACCCCAGUAUGCCAGCCUGUCAGAAGCUGUGCCAGUGGCUGGAGAAUUGUUUGUCCACCAGCACCCAUCUCAACCCCUGCGGCAUCAUGAACACCCCCUGCCAGUGCUGGGAGACCCCCGUCAGGAAGCCCGGCGGCUGCUACCGUGGAGGCGUCUACCUGGAGAAGUGCAUCCCAACCCCCCGAGACACUGGACGUGAAAUUGUACGCGACGCCGAGAUCAUAAGUGAAAUGAGUUCAGGUCCUUCAGACUAUUGUCUCCAUAUCUACGUACCAGUGUCAUCCUCAGUAAUUAUGUCUCUGGACUUGUGUGUCAUGUAUCAUGUGUGCAAUGUGCCUCUUCUCUUCUCUCCCUCAGAGGGCUGGAGUGGGUGGGGCCGCUGGUCUGAGUGCAGUAUGGAGUGCGGGGGUGGAGUCCAGGUGCGCAGCCGAGCCUGUCAGCCAGAGGAUAGUGUGUGUGAAGGCGUGGUCGAAGAGGGGCGGGCCUGCAACCCUCAGCCCUGCAUUGGUCAAGUGCACAGCCGUAGCCAAGCCCUGGCUUCCAUCGUCGGCCUGAAAAGAGACAACGCUGAUGUUCCCAUCACUGGAGUUGUGGCCCCUCAAACAGUGGACGCUGCUGCGGUUGCAGAUGAGUGGUCCCCCUGGAGUGUGUGUUCAGUGAGCUGUGGAGAGGGCUGGCAGGCCCGCUCCCGUUUCUGUGUUACCUCCUCCUACAGCACCCAAUGCACCGGCCCCCUCCGCGAGAACCGGCCCUGCAACAACACCAUGGUCUGCCCCGUUGAUGGAGCUUGGGACGAGUGGUCCCCAUGGAGCCUGUGCUCUUCCACCUGCGGCCGUGGUUACCGUGACCGCACCCGCACCUGCAAGCAGCCCCAGAACGGAGGAGAACCCUGCAAGGGACCCAUCAAACAGACCAAGUUCUGCAACAUCGCAGUCUGCCCAGUGGACGGUGCCUGGAACGAAUGGUCUGGUUGGACCACCUGCUCCACCUCUUGCUCCAAUGGCACCAAACAGAGGACACGUGAAUGCAACGGGCCGUCCUACGGAGGUUCGGAGUGCCGUGGUGACUGGCGUGAGACCAAUAACUGCUUCCUGAAAGAUUGCCCAGUUGAUGGACGCUGGUUAUCAUGGAGCUCAUGGGGAAGCUGCAGUAAGACCUGUGGGGGAGGAAGCCAGCAGAGACAGAGGAUGUGCGAAGGACCUUACUUCAGUGGAGAGACUUGCCCUGGAGAGAGAGGAGAGCUGAGACGCUGCAACGAGAAAAGAUGCCCAGAACCCCAUGAGAUCUGUCAGGAGGAGACCGAUGGUGAUGUUGUGUGGAAGAGAACCCCAGCAGGAGAUAUGGCGGCCGUGACCUGCCCUACAGACUCCACCGGCAUGAUCUUGCGCCGAUGCACCCUUGGCGCUGUAGGCCUUGCUUAUUGGGAGAACCCGACCCACAUCAAGUGCAUCUCCAAGAACUACCAGGACAUUUCCUUAUUGGCCCAGCAUGGUGUUGAUAAGGCUCAGAAGGGUCUGAUGGCUGAUGGGAUUUCUGAGGUGAUCUCCCGGCUGAGGGCCACCUCUGAUGAGGGGACCAAGUACAGUGGAGACCUGUUGUCCAUCAUGGAUGUCCUCAGGAACACCACUGAGAUCUACAAGGGAGUCGGAUACAGCCUGAGCAAUGCUGAUGUGGAGAACUAUGCCCAGACAAUCAGCAACUUACUGAAGGAGGAACAUCAUGACAAAUGGGAGGAGGCACAGCUGAUGGGCACUAACAUCAAGGAGUUCUUGCAGCUUGUCGAGGACUUUGUGGACAUGAUCGGUAUGCAGAUGAAGGACUUCCAAGACAUUUAUGAAGUCACCGAGAAUUUAGUGUUGAGCAUCCAUAAGCGCCCCACAACCAUGACCACCGACUUCACCUUCCCAGUGAGAGGAUGGAGAGGCAUGAUGGACUGGGUCAGGACCUCAGAGGAAAAGAUCACUGUUUCCCGUGAUGCUCUGUCCAUCGAGCAGUCUGAGGGCACCACUGCAUUUGUGACCGGGAUCAUUCUCUACAGAAACCUCAGCUCUAUCUUGUCCUUCCAAAGUAACAGCACCGUCCUCGACUCCAAGGUAGUCACAGUUAUGGUCAAGCCCACCCCAGGCCUGCUGUCCCCCCCAGUGGAAAUCGAGUUCCCCCACCAACAUAAUGACACCAUAAAUGAAACAUGCAUCUCCUGGGAUGAGAGUGAAACUUCUUCGCUGCUUGGAUCUUGGUCUGCGCGUAGCUGCAGAGCGGUCGCUGUUGAUUCAUUCAGAACCAAAUGCGUGUGUGACAGGCUCUCCACCUUCGCCAUUUUAGCGCGUCUAAACCCUGAUAUGAACAUGGAUAAGAAUCUUCUUCCCUCUGUGACACUCAUCGUGGGCUGUGGGGUCUCCUCUCUCACCCUUCUGCUCCUCAUCAUUAUCUAUGUCUCCGUCUGGAAGUAUAUCCGCUCGGAGCGCUCAGUGAUCCUCAUCAACUUCUGCCUCUCCAUUAUCUGCUCCAAUGCCCUCAUUCUGGUUGGACAAACCCAGGCUCGCAACAAGGUGGUGUGUGGUGUGGUGGCCGCCCUCCUUCACUUCUUCUUCCUCUCAUCUUUCUGCUGGGUGCUGACGGAAGCAUGGCAGUCCUACAUGGCUGUCACGGGCCGUCUGCGCAACCGCAUCAUCCGCAAGCGUUUCCUCUGUUUGGGCUGGGGACUCCCUGCUCUGGUGGUGGCUGUGUCUGUUGGAUUUACCAAGGCUAAGGGAUAUGGCACCGUCAACUACUGCUGGCUCUCUCUGGAGGGUGGACUCCUCUACUCGUUCGUUGGGCCCGCUGCUGCUGUUGUUCUGGUGAACAUGGUAAUUGGCAUCCUGGUCUUCAACAAACUGGUGUCCAAGGACGGCAUCACCGAUGUCAAACUGAAGGAGCGAGCGGGAGCGUCCCUGUGGAGCUCCUGUGUGAUUCUGCCCCUGCUGGCCCUCACCUGGAUGUCCGCUGUCCUGGCCAUGACCGACCGACGCUCCGCUCUCUUCCAGAUCCUCUUCGCUGUCUUUGACUCCCUGGAAGGGUUCAUAAUCGUCAUGGUGCACUGCAUCCUGCGUAGAGAGGUCCAAGAGGCAGUGAAAUGCAGAGUUGUUGACCGUAAGGACGAUGGCAAUGGAGAUUCUGGCAGUUCCAUCCAAAAUAGCCACCACACCCAGCUCAUGUCUGAUUUCGAGAAGGAUGCUGAAUCCAACAGACCCGGUGGUAUGAACUCCUCCUGUGAGGAGAAGAUGCCCCUCCCACCUCAGCUGCCCCUCCCCAUGAGCUCCAACUUCCACACCCUGCCCUCCCACACCACCAAGGCCCACAUGCAGGCCGUGCCCGAGUACUCCAGCCACACCCUCACUCUGAAGAGGGAGAAGAGUUGGCUGCAUGGCGGCAUGGACCCGUCCUCCUGCGGGAAACCCAUUUAUGUGUGCGACGGUGAGCUCUUCCAGCAGCUGGAUGCAGACCUGGUGUGCGGCCAGGCGGAGGGGAGCUGCCCCGACGGUAGCGGCUACUUGCUCCUGCCCAACACCACCUCCACCCUUCGCAAGGCCAAAGAGGACCCGUCCAAGUACAACAUCAGCGUGGAGCAGCUUCCACAGACCAGGCUGGUUCAUCUCAGUGGGCCCUUCGCUGAGCCCCAGGCUGCCUUCGGACUCAAGACGCUACCGUCCGACCGGGUCAGCGUGUCCUACUCGGAGAGGGACUCUCCCAUCCAGAACAUCCACAACAUGUCCAGCGAGUCUCACAUCACCCACAGCAGCCUGGGAGACACCUUCGACUCUAUGAACUCCAUGAUGUCCAAGAGUGAGACCAUCUCCACACUGUCCAUGAGCUCCCUGGAGAGACAGAAGUCCCGUUAUGCUGAAUUAGAUUUCGAGAAGAUCAUGCACACAAGGAAACGUCACCAGAACAUGUUCCAGGACCUCAACAGGAAAUUACAUCAUGCUGAGAAACAAGACAGAGAGUCCCCUGCUUCAGACAGCAAGUCUGUGAGAUGGAGUGUGUCCUCUGGAGGAAGUGACAAAACAAACCACAGCGACAAGCAGCAGCAACAGGUGGAGAGACCCUGGGAUGGGGUCCAGAGGACGCAACAUUCACCGCCUGCCUGGGUGCGGAAAGACCUAGAGCCCCUGGCCGUGUCGCCCCUGCAUAUGCAGCAGGUGGAGUGGGAGAAGGCUGGAGCCACCAUCUCAAUGGUCAGCCAGGACAUCAUUGACCUGCAGACGGAGGUCUGAGAGGAUGAGCCUGAGAUUGUUCCUUAUAGUUCAAACUCGGUCACCUAUUCUAUUGGUUUGGGGAGAAGAAGAGCCAUGGAUCCACAUGGAGAGAGGAGAGGAAGCCAAGAACGAACAAGCGAAGAGAGGUGGGGGAAGAGAGAGCUGAGAGAGUGCUGAACCCAGAAUACAUGUCUACAAACCCUCGACAGGAGAAAGAUGGAGAGAGAUGAAAGGAGGGAAGCUAUUGUGUUGUCAAGAUUUGUUUUCCAGCAAGGACAUGAUAAUGAGCAACACUAGAGAAGCAGUUUGAUAUUGACUGGUGGUUAGUGUCAGAUAGUGAUGGAUGGUUCCAAGGACUGGUUCUGGUUCUGUUUGUGGUCUGACCACAGAGGUUUCCUUUAAUCUUCCGACUGGGUUCAAGAGAGGUGUGGUCGACAUGGUUAACAUGCGGUCAACAGGCCACUUCGACUCGUUUUAAAACAAUGGGUUUCACUCUACCCCUGAGCUCUAACCAAACCGAACAUUUGUACUUUUGUGUUUGCGGCCAAGGCAUCUUCCAAGUUAGCUAGGACAAGGCAAGAAGAGACAACUGGACUCCCAUCAGACUUAGUGUCUGAACUCAACGCUGUGGUUUAUGGGACACACCCUUUAAUUGCUGUGUUGUAGCUAUUAUUUUCUCGCUUCGCCAGGAAGUGCAUCUAAAGAGCUGCAAAGACUCUUCCAUGAGAACUCUCUUCUUGAGACUAUGAUGCCUAUACUGGAGACAAGGCUUGAUCAUGCUUACAGAGCAGAACAUUAUUAUUAUCAUGUUAUUAUAUUAUUAUUAUUAUUAUUACCUGUAUUUUGUUUUAUUGUUUUAGCAUCGAUCUCAGUUUUCAAAAGGACUGCAUAGCAUUCAGACAGUCAGCGUGUUGGUGGGAACCCUGGUUAUGCCUGUGUUCUGCCUCCGCAGCACAUGGCAGGCACCUGGAAGAACAUCAAGCUCUGUUACAGGAAGAGCAGUGUAUUCUGGGAACUGCUGAGCAGCAUCAUUAGGAAGUGUUGGACAAAGACCAUUAGAUUCCCACCUCCAGUUCCCAAUAAACAAGAGCCCCCGCUAUUGGACCUCUUUUCCUUCCUGCGACACACACAGCCUUGCAGAAAGAGCUCUAGAUCCCAGGACUAUAAGCUGUGAGGCACUUGCCAAUGACAUGACUUCACUUCCGCAGUGCCAGCUACAAAGGACUCCGACACAACAUCCUUGUGUUUUAAAACCAUCAGUGUGAAACUAGUGCAAUAUGAUGGGCGCUUGAUGCUCAAGCUGGACUGAUAUCAGAAUUAUAAGGCUGGUUUUUCUUAAGAUGUUUCAAUACUCUUUUAUAACAUGUUCCUCGUAUUUACAGAGCAUACAGAUACUUUGUUGUGUAACAAAUAUGUAUUAGUAAUGAAACACAUUAAUUCAAUAGAGGUUUGCUUGUGUUCCGAGUGAAAGCGCAAGACUACAAAUUAUUUGGAGGUCUGUGAUUAGUAGAUUAUUCUAAUUCUAAAAAGCAAAUGUUAUAUAGAAUUAAUAAUAGCCUAUAAGAAUAUAUCUAAAAACAGUGCUUCAGGAUAACUGUUUUGACUCCAUACCUCACUGUGUGGAGUAACUGAACCUCAUGUCUUCUGUAAUAGUGUGUUUUUGAUAAUCUUGUCAAUAUUGCACUACAGUAUGUGCCAAAAAUCUUUCCUGUCCCCUAUUUCCUUCCUAGCCAUAGUGCCCCCCUCUUGUUGUACAUGUAUAGUUUUGAGAGCACAAGAUGAAUGUGAUUUUUUGGAAUAAAAUAAAAACAUAUCUA